UUUUUUUUUUUCCUUGGUGAUUUUUGCACUCCAAAAAUGUCAGUGGGCAAUGUACUUCUGAGUGCACUGGGACCCUGAAAAUUUGUGUCCCCACACAGCCUGGGGUGCUGUGGGUGAGCUGGAGCUGCGCAGCCCUGUGGGGCUGGGCUGGGCUGGAGGAUUCCUCUGAAUUAUUUCCAGAUGGGGAUUAAUGCAGCAAACUGAGUUUGCCGCAGGGUAGAUAAACAAGCCAAAGCUCCUCUGGAGGCUAUUAAUAAACCGGUCUGCCUGCUCCUGGGUCUGGCAACAUCCGGGAUCUGGCUGGGGACACAGGCACACGCUGCUUUGCAGCCUCUCAGCCUCUUUGCCAUGGGGCAGGGGUGACUCAAGUCCCAAAUGGCAAAGGAGCCACAAGAGCAUCCCUUUUCCAUCACUGGGCAGGGUGGGAUGAGGUCCUCUGGUCCCCUGGGGUCCCCUGGAGCUCUGACAGGGAAAGGGGUGCUGGGACCUGGCACCUCCCCUCUGCAGCUCCUGCUGCGGGGCUUUCAAACAGGAGCAGGUGUAAACAGGGCGGAGGCAGACUUUGAGCCCUCCAGUGCCAGCACUGCCAUGCCAAAGCCAGGGCGAGCAAGUUUUGGGUGGCAGCAGCCUGGCACAGUCACCUUCCUCAUGCCUUCUCGGGUGGGGGUCACAUCCCAGCCCUUCUCACUUGUGGUCUGCAGCCAGGGGCAAACAGAGCCUGGCCAAGGGCUCUCCACCAAGGACUUCUGGGCACGGCAGGGACAGCAUUAGACCUGCCAAUGGCAUGACUGAAGCUUCGUCCCAUUCCAGCCAGCUACGUGGCCCUGGAUCCUCUGUGCAUAGCGGGUUGCCCCAUGGGGAGGAUGGAGGCCAGGAGGUGUUUGUUUUUUUCCACCUCCCCAGGCUGCGGUGCCCACAAGCAGUUAAUUACAGGCUGGACAGAGCUGGCUGCUUACCUGGCUGGAGUGACGCCUGGCAGGGGGAGGGACGAGGGCACAGCCACACCUUGCCAGGGCAGGCAUCACUGCAAAAAUAUUUCCUAAGAAAAGUGCAGCUCCACCCCGCACAGCACACGGUGGGGAAUGCACAGAGCUACCGGGAGCCGUGCGUGUCCACCCGUUCACCGCACCCAAGGGUGCCGGGCAGGGACAAGUGGCUGGGCAAGGUGAGGGGUGCUGGGCACUCUGCCCCCAGGGGAGCCCUGAUGCUGGGGGCCAGGGAGCCCUCUCUGCGUGGGUGGGCAGCCAUGGGCGUGUGGAGGGGCCCCAGCACCGUGCUGACCCUCCUGCUCUUCCUAUGCCCACUGUCCGCACCUGCGUGCCCCCCUGCCUGCCGCUGCUGGGCAAGGGACGUGGACUGCCGCCAGCGUGCCCUGCAUGAGGUGCCGCCACGUCUGCCCACCAACGCCAGCACCCUCUGGCUCGGCUACAACUUCAUCGCCGUGCUCAGGGCACGCGCCUUCCCCUCCCUGCCUGCGCUGCUGCGGCUCAGCCUGCCCCAUAACCACCUGGGGAUGAUCCACAGGCAGGCACUGGUGGGGCUCGGGGCGCUGCAGGAACUGGAUCUCAGCAACAACUACCUGGCCAUGCUGAACCCUGAAAGCUUCCUGCCCCUCGGCAGCCUGGCCACACUCAACCUGGGCAACAACAAGCUGGAGGAGCUAGGGGCCGGGGUGCUGAGUGCCUUGCCCCAGCUCCAAGAGCUCUUCCUGCAUGGGAACCCCUGGGUGUGCUCCUGCAGCAUCCUGCCCCUCUGGCGCUGGCUUGGUCACAACAGGGACAAAGUGCCAGAGGAAAGUUUGCUCCAGUGCAUGUUCCCGGAGCAGCUGAACAUGUAUCCGAUCCUGGCCUUCAGGAACGAGUCCUUCUGGCCGUGCCAGGCAACUCCACUGUCUGCCCAGCACUACGCCACCUUCCUGCUCCUUGGGCUGUCCUCCUUCCUGGCCAGCAUCAUCUUCUGCACCCUGAUGGGCUGCGUCGUGGUCAUUUACCAGCACCUGCGCAAGGAACCCCACUUCUGUAGGAGACCCCUCCUUUGCAGGGGGCUCUGAGCAGGACCACCAGCCCAGGGCACUGCCUGCACCCAGCUGUUGUGAAGGUUUCCCUGCAGAGCAGUGAGUGGAUGCUCUGCUCCUGCAGAGUGCUCCUGCUCCUCCCUGAGGCCCUGAGGAAUCCCCGAGCUCUGCCCCACUGCCUCCAGCUCAGCCCCUCUGCAGCGCUGCUCCCUGUCUCAGGAGGCUCCCUCAGGCUGCCCCCAGACCUGCACAGCCCCUUCCCAGGGGAUGCUGAUCCUUUUCCUUUGGCUCACCCCCUCCUGCCCCUUUGCUCCCCAGGGCUCUUGUGUGCAUUUCAGGGUGCACCGUUCACCUCCCUGUGCCUUUUGGUGAACCCCAUGAGUCUCUGGGUGCCUUCUGGUGCCCCAAAGCCUCUCUGUGCCUUUUUCUGUGUCUCCAGAAGGCCUUUUGUUGUGUCCCAAAGCUCUCCACAGGUCUGCUUGUGCACUUGAGGAUCUCUGGGUGCCUUGAGGGAACUCCAGAGCUUCCAUGCAGCAAAGGAAAAUACAAGCUGGGGUGAAGGGGCCAACCCCCAAGGAGGAGAAAGAGUCCCUUCUGGCACAAGUUCCUACCCACCGCAAGGCAAUAAUAGCCAUAAUGAGAUGGCCAUGGGUGUCAACCUCCUCCUGUUAGCUCCUGUGGCAUAGAAAUGAUCUCCUGCCUGUGCAAGAGCUGUGGCACAGGCCAGGAAUGUGGUCAAUGUGUCUGUUGGCAGGCUCUCAGUGGAGGUUAAACAAAUCCUGUAGAGAAUAAAUCAAAUGU
Molecule: messenger RNA, 2815 nt
Organism: Oxyura jamaicensis (ruddy duck)
Lineage: Eukaryota; Metazoa; Chordata; Aves; Anseriformes; Anatidae
Gene: LRRC26
Product: leucine rich repeat containing 26
Exons: 2
Coding region: 785-2050 (421 amino acids)
Cellular component (GO): plasma membrane
Molecular function (GO): protein binding
Source: RefSeq, a predicted model, not a curated record